Messenger RNA from Tarenaya hassleriana, 1320 nucleotides. RefSeq names its product protein trichome birefringence-like 31. The transcript has 5 exons. Gene Ontology annotation, molecular function: O-acetyltransferase activity. Bases 15 to 1256 code for a protein of 413 amino acids. The record is from RefSeq and is a predicted model, not a curated record. NCBI's taxonomy places the organism in Eukaryota, Viridiplantae, Streptophyta, Magnoliopsida, Brassicales, Cleomaceae. Gene Ontology annotation, cellular component: Golgi apparatus.
GACCCGAUUUGAAAAUGUCGGUGCAGAUUUCUUUUGAUCAUCGGGUUCAGUCCCUCUUCCCGGUCGUGCUUGUAAGUAUUCUGAUCCUAGGAUCUGCAAGAUGGAUCCUAGAUGGCCUAAAGAGCGAAAACAGCGAAAUUUUCAAGACAUAUCGCCAUAAGAACAGAGAAGCAGUGUUUGUAUCUGAUGAGGACAGUCUUGAACAGAGCUGCAAUGUCUUUGAAGGACAAUGGGUUUGGGAUAAUGUGUCUUACCCUCUUUACACAGAGAAGAGCUGUCCUUACUUGGUCAAGCAAACAACUUGCCAACGGAACGGGAGGCCUGAUUCUUAUUACCAGAACUGGAGAUGGAAACCGAGCUCUUGUGACUUGCCCAGGUUUGAUGCUCUGAAACUGUUGGAUGUGUUGAGAGGGAAAAGACUGAUGUUCAUAGGAGACUCCGUGCAGCGAGGAACUUUCGAAUCAAUGGUUUGUAUGGUGCAGUCAGUUAUUCCCGAGGGGAAGAAAUCCUUCCACAGGAUUCCACCGAUGAAGAUCUUCAAAGCCGAGGAAUAUGAUGCAACGAUCGAGUAUUACUGGGCACCUUUCAUUGUGGAAUCGAUUUCAGACCAUGCAACAAAACAUACAGUGCACAAAAGACUAGUUAACCUCGAUGCCAUUGACAAACAUGGAAAGAGCUGGGAAGAAGCCGAUAUUCUAGUAUUCGAGAGCUAUGUAUGGUGGAUGUAUAAGCCUCAGAUCAAUGCAACAUACAGACCUAAAACAGAUGAAGUUCGAGAAUACAAUGUGACCAAUGCUUACCGAAUAGCGUUGGAGACAUGGGCCAAAUGGUUAGAAACAACGAUUGAUCCCAUGAAGCAAAGAGUUUUCUUCAUGAGCAUGUCUCCGACCCACCUGUGGAGCUGGGAAUGGAAGCCGGGGAGUGAUGGGAACUGUUUCAAUGAGUUAUAUCCUAUAAACAACCCAUCAUACUGGGGCACAGGAUCAAACCUUGAAAUCAUGGAGAUACUUGGAGAUGUUAUGCAGAAAGUUAGAGUGAAUGUAACAUUGUUGAACAUCACCCAAUUGUCAGAAUACAGGAAAGACGGUCACACAACAGUUUAUGGAGAGCGGAAAGGGAAGCUAUUGACGAAGGAGCAGAGGGCUGACCCGAAAAACUUUGCAGAUUGCAUCCACUGGUGUUUGCCUGGUGUUCCUGAUACAUGGAAUGAGAUCUUGUAUGCUUAUUUGCUUCACAGUCAUCGGAAUUUAUUCUGAUUUUUUGUUGAAGAAAAUGAAUCAAAUGAAGCAAGCCUCGGAGUCAGGAAGCACAUCUCUAUAA